AUAAACGUACGUUAUGGACUUCUUAACAAUUAUUCACGUUCCGGACCUCACGAAGAUAUGAUCCUUAAAGAAGAUCAGUAUUUUAGCGUAAAUAGAAUUCUACUGCUCAUUAUCGGCUUAUGGCCCUACCAACAAUCCAACUUUGCCAGAUUUCAACACAUUUUCAUCUCUAUUAUAUUCACAACGUAUAUUAUAUUUCAGUUGACAGCAUUUUUAACAUUAAGAUGUACUUUUGAAGUCUUAAUGAAUGUUUUGUCUUGCAUGAUUUACAUGACUAUUCCUAUAAUAGAAUAUAACACGUUCUGUUUUAACAUCGAAGGUGUGAAAGAUUUAUUGAUACAGCUUCAGCACAUCCAUAACAAACUAACAAAUAAAAAUGAAAUCGCUAUCAUGAAAAAAUAUGUGUGCACUGCGAAACAUUAUACGGUUGGACUUACAACACUUGGAGUUUACUGCCUAUUUGCUAGCGUUGUAGUACAAUUUUCAUUAAAUAUGACUAAUGUUGAUCUAUCGACGAAUAAAUCUCGACCAUAUCAAUUUCUAUUUACAAUGGAGUAUUUCAUCGAUCGAGAAAAGUAUUUUUAUUUGAUUCUGCUCCACAUGAACGCAGCUAUUUACGUUGCAGCGAUUGUAGCAACAGCAAUUGGUACAAUGGGAAUUGCAUAUAUUUAUCAUAUCUGUGGAAUGUUUAGAAUCGCUAGUUAUCGUAUCGAGAAUGCAAUAAAUAUCGACAUUCUACAAACUACGCUGAAAAAUAAGAUUUUGAUGAUUGAAGGCAUAAUUUGUGCCGUCGACAUUCACCGGCAAGCUAUGAAAUUAAACAGGCACUUUAUAUCAACAUUAGAGAUAAUGCUGUUUUACAUAUUAGCAUGUGGUGUGUUUUCUUUGAGCUUAAACUUGUUUCAAGUAGCAUCAUCUGAAUAUAAUAUCUUACUGUUCCUGCCAUAUGGAUUUGCGUUACUGGCGACCUUACAUAUGUUUUUAGCUAAUCUAAUGGGACAGAUUAUAAUUGACCACAAUAAUCACGUAUUCACUACUGCGUACAAUGUCCAGUGGUAUAAAACUCCUUUACAUAUACAGAGAAUGAUAUUAUUCUUGUUGCAAAGAAGAACUAAGGAAUUUAAAAUAAGAAUCGGUAAACUGUUUGUGGCAUCAAUGGAGUGUUUCGCUACGCUAGUAAAGGCGUCAAUAUCUUAUUUCACUGUCAUACAUUCUACACGGUUAUGAAACAUAUACAAAUUUAGUAACACGAUAGUGAGAACAUAGUUAAAUAGACGAAUGUAUUUA
This is a messenger RNA of Temnothorax curvispinosus, 1287 nucleotides long. Its product is annotated as odorant receptor 49a-like. The coding region runs from base 58 to 1227 and encodes 389 amino acids. The transcript has 9 exons. Gene Ontology annotation, biological process: sensory perception of smell; detection of chemical stimulus involved in sensory perception of smell. The record is from RefSeq and is a predicted model, not a curated record. NCBI's taxonomy places the organism in Eukaryota, Metazoa, Arthropoda, Insecta, Hymenoptera, Formicidae. Gene Ontology annotation, cellular component: plasma membrane. Gene Ontology annotation, molecular function: odorant binding; olfactory receptor activity.